Esox lucius (northern pike) is the source of this 6399-nucleotide messenger RNA. It is a transcript of the gene tsc1a, whose product is annotated as TSC complex subunit 1a. Gene Ontology annotation, cellular component: TSC1-TSC2 complex. NCBI's taxonomy places the organism in Eukaryota, Metazoa, Chordata, Actinopteri, Esociformes, Esocidae. The record is from RefSeq and is a predicted model, not a curated record. Gene Ontology annotation, biological process: negative regulation of cell population proliferation; negative regulation of TOR signaling; regulation of cell cycle. The coding region runs from base 339 to 4016 and encodes 1225 amino acids. The transcript is spliced from 22 exons.
AUAGACAGUGCACGUAGAUAAUGCUUGUAUUAGAACUGUAAAGUUACAAAUAAAAAAGGUGUACAUUAUAACUUUGUGUCAAAUUCUACGGUCGGAACAUAUCGAAACUGAAGUUGAAUGACAGCUGUGGAUUAUUUUUCCAGGGUGCCGCGUAGGAUUUCAGGAGAGGGAGGGGCUUUUUGGUUGCUCAAUAUGGCUGCGCCCUGUGGAGAACAACAAGUGUAGAAGUGUCCGCAGUGCCUGUCCUGGCCAACCCAUUUACACAGAGCAGCAGGUUGCUGACUGUCUGUCAUUUUUAUUUGAGAGGGGGCUGUCUUCAAAGACCUCAUACCAGCGCAAUGGCAAAGGAGCAGCCAAAUGUGAAUGAACUCCUCCCGCUCCUGGAAUCAUCAGAUCUGAAUGAACUGGAUCAGAUCAAAAGUGUCCUCAAUGACCUACUUAGCACAGAGCGAGGAUCCAUGCUGGUCAAUGGUCUUGUGGAUUACUACUUUGAGACCAGCUCUCCACAGGCUGUACUCAUACUGUGCUCUGUCAGGGAGCCUCACGACAAGCCCCUCCUAGAUAAGCUGAACGAGUGCAUGGCCAAACCGGCUUGCCGGUUACACACCCUCACCCUGCUGGGACACAUCAUCCGCAAACAGCCCUCCUGGAUGCAUAAGGUCGCCCGUUUCCCUCUCCUCAUCUCCUUGCUCAAGUGUCUUAAGACUGACUCUGAUGUGUUGGUGCUAAUCACCGGAGUCCUGGUGUUGAUCACACUGCUACCCAUGAUCCCUCAGGCUGGGAAGCAGCACAUCUGGGACUUCUUUGACAUUUUUGGCCGGCUGGCUUCCUGGAGCCUGAAAAAUCCAGGGCAUGUGCCCGGGGUGUAUCUGGUCCACCUCCACGCCAGUGUCUACUCUCUCUUCCAUCGGCUGUAUGGAAUGUAUCCCUGCAACUUUGUCUCAUACCUACGCUCUCACUACAGCAUGAAGGAGAAUGUGGACACCUUUGAGGAAGUGGUGAAGCCGAUGUUGGAGCAUGUACGGAUACAUCCUGAGUUGGUCACCGGAACCAAGGACUAUGAGCUGGAUCCAUCCAGGUGGAAGAGGUUUGAAAUCCAUGACAUUGUGAUUGAAUGUGCCAAAGUGUCCCUGGACCCCAAAGAGGCAUCCUGCGAGGAGGGCUACUCCAGUAUGCCGGACCACUUCUCCAACCAUCAUUAUCACAACCACCCGCUACCCCUGGACUCCACUGCCAGUCCCUGCAAUGACUUUCUCAGCAGCUUCGGUAGUUCUGCCUCUACCCCUCUGUCAGUUGGCCGGCCUCCUCUCUCCCUGUCCUUACACCAGCUGAACCAGUCCUCCUUGUGCAGUCCCAACACCUCUCUUCAUCAGAACCAACACUGUGAUGUCAACCCCGCUGGAAAUAAAGGGUUGAUGUGGAGUCCGUCCUCGGAGUGUGAAAUGACCACACCUCCCACCUCCAGGGGCAUCUCCCCAGCAAAUGUUCCAGAGCUAUACCAAAGUGCCUCCCAAGCCCCCAGCCGAACAGCCACUGCAUCAGGUGGGAAAUGUCUCAGUUCUGCCCAGACUAAUGCAGAUGAUUUGGAGCAUGCGAGUUUAUGCUCUAAUACAACCAACCAGCUGAAGCAAAAACUGACCACAGAAGCGGAGAGAGCGACCCCCGAGGUCAGCGGCAGCGAAGACGCUACAACAAAGAACAUGUUUUUGACUGAGGUCUCAGACUACAUCAAAGAUCAGGACCUGGACAUGAGGCAGAGGAUGGAGAAGGAACAAAACGAUGGUGAGCUACGAGACCUGGCAGAGAAGCACCAGGCAACAGGGUCAUACCACUCCUUCCACAGCACUACAGAGACCGUAACCCAGCCUGAGGAUGAAGAAAAGAAGAUCCUCCCCUCCAUCAACCAGGGCCUCUUCAAGGAUCCCCAGCAUCUGGUGUCCACGCCUGACAACAGUGAGGGUUCUGUGGGGGGAGGGGACUCACAGUUCCCUUGGUCCUUCCGACCGUGCUUCACCCCCAUCGACAACCUUGGUCAUGGCUUUGGCUUGUCUCAGAGCCCCUACCGAGGUGUGGAUGAGAGGCGCUCUGGCUUGGUUGGCCUAUUCUCCUCCCCGAGUCACUUCGGGGACCAGGCGCCUCCAGUCUAUGAACCUCUUUUCGAGCUGGCCCUGCCCAGGGCCGCCUCUCUGUUUGUGUGGAGGAAGACGGCGGAGGCGCUGGCGCAGAGGGCCGUCAGCGAUGUGGGGGAGAGGGAUGAUAGCAGGGGGCAGGAGGAUGGGAACGAGGCGGCACACAUCUCCCCGCUGGAUAUCCUGGAUCGCCUCAUUCAGCACGGCAACGAGACCUAUGACAAAGUGCUCAAGAGAUUGCCCAUGCCAAACAAGUCUGUGGACUGGACACACUUUGGAGGUAAACAGAGUGUAAAAGCUAAAGGCGCCACCCCACUGGACGAACUGCACACACUACGCAGUCAGCUCCUUCUGCUCCACAAUCAGGUCCUGUAUGAGCGCUACAAGAGAGAGCAGCACGCCAUCCGCAACCGCCGCCUUCUCCGACGCAUCAUCAACGCCACGGCCAUGAAGGAGCAGAACAACUCCAUGAAGGCACAGCUGAAGAUGCAGGAUGUGGAGAUCCAGUCCCUGCAGGCCAGCCUGCUGCAAGAACAGCAGCGCUGCCAUCGCUUGAAGGAAGACGCGGAUGCCGAGACGGCCUGCCUCCGCAGCCAGAUUCAGCAGCUGCAGCGGGACCACGAUCAGUACCUCGCCAAGGCUGAACAGCUGCAGAGUGAGCUACAGGAAUGCCAAAGCAACAUAGGAGAGCUGGAGGCAGAACUACAGAAAGCCAACAAUGAAGCAUACAACACUGAACACCAGCUCACUCAGCUGACCUUCAAGCUAACCAACAGUGAAGCUCUUCAACAGCAGAUGUACCUAUUGAACAAACAGCUGCUUCUGCUGGGAGAGACCAAAAAACUGUGCCUGCAGAAGUUACAAUGCUUGGGACCAGAGGGCAACACGGAGCUCCAGAUGUUGCAGUCGUCUACGGGCAAAGAGCAGGAGCGUCUUCAUCAGAGUAUGCGUCAACAGAGCCAGGGGCUGGAAGCAGCCCAGCAGCGCAUCGGGGACCUGGAAGCCCAGCUGGCCAAGAAGGAGCACCUCAUCCUAGAACUAAAGAAGUUUCUGGAGGACGUCAAGAGCCAGGCCAAGAGCCAGCUGCAGGCCUCGGAGUGUAGGUACCUGGCCCUGCGGCGGAUUACCCAAGCACUCCAGACAGAGAUGCUGCAGCUCUACAGCCAGCUGGACACCGACACAGUGACUGCCAACCAGAGCCUCUCUGACUCGGACGCCAUUGAGCCCUCCAGCGCUCGUCCUCCCACUGGCACCUCCAGGCCAAAUGUAAGUAGUAGUGAGACUGUGCCAACUGCCCAAGGCAGCGCCGACCGAAGCACCCAAGUGUUGCCGCCUGGCAAUGAAAGCACUUUAACUACAGAGGGAGGUGCUCAGAUUGUCGCUGCUUCUGCAAACCUCAACGGCAGUCUGGAACGGCAGGUCCCUCUCCUGUCAGAGCUGUCCCCGCCUUGCCUGGUGUCCACACCGUUCUCAGUCUCCCCCGUUGCAACCCCCUUUACCGUGGGCUCCUACCCCAGUGACAAGAGCUUCCUGGGCAUGCACGCCCGCGAGCUCUUCCGGAAUAAGAGCGAGAGCCAGUGCGACUGGGACACGGAGUCCCAAAUGAUCCAUUUCAGAGGCCUCUCUCAGGGCCUGAGCGGUGGGGAGGAGGAUAGCACCGAGGAUAGCACCGCCCAGGGUGGCAACCCCGCUAGUUCAGCUGUUGCUCCUGCUCUGCUCCAGGGCUCCACUCAACCAGCUGCAGACCGUGAGUCCCCCCAAUCAGACAGCCAGCAGCUCAGGGCUCAUCAUGGGCAAGGUGCCAGGCCCACGGCAAGUGCUGCCGCUGCCGCCCGCCAGAGGAGGAACAACAUGCGUAUCAUGGACUACAACGAAAUGCAGCAGUAGCACGCCUGACGAAAUCGUGUGUGUGUGCGUGUGUGUAUGUGUGUGCGUGUGUGUAUGUGUGUGUGUGUGUGUGUGUGUGUGUGUGUGUGUGGGGGGGGGUUGUGGGUGGGGAUGGGUGUUGGAACAGCUGCUAAUGAGAAGCCAUGGUAACAACGCGUAACAAAAGGUAAAACGCAGUGUUAUUUUCUCCUGCUUUCUCCAGUAGAUGGUAGCAUUUAGGCUCAGUUGUAUACACAUUAAUGAAAAGAUAAAAUCCCUAGACAAGGGAAAAUAAGCACACUCAUGCUAUUCAACUUUGCCCUUAUAAUUUAAUUCUUGAAUGUAUUCUGUCGAAGGGCCACCAUAAUAUGAUCUGAAUGAAGUAUUCGACAGUGAACCUAAAAUUGAUGACUCGUGGCAAGUACCAUCUUAUCAAAUUGGUCUGUUGGCUGCAUCUCCAGGCUACAUCCUUUUGUGUGAGCUUUGCGUGAGGUAAUAUGAAUAAUGGCAGCAUCGGGAAAGCGAGCGAGAUAAUCUUUUAUGUUAGAAAGUGUUUUAAUAAGCUAUUUAUUUAUUGUGUCGCACACCCCAACCUAGAAUGGCCUGACCUUUUUCAGUGGUGCGUCUUGAUUUGACGUUUCUGCUGUGUUUUGUGGGCUCUACUCACUAGUGCAAUACUUUUCUCGAAUGACACUUCAGGCCAUGAAAUAAUCUCGUUUCUUUUUUUUUUUUUUGCUGCUUGGUUAAAGGCCUCACAGCCUCAGCUUUUCAGAACAUUUUCAGAGUUGGUCCCAAACAUUUCCCUCCCCAAAAACACUGAGUGCCUCUUGUUUUGAAAAGCUAGUUCUUCAAAUGGUUUCGCCAAUCAUUACAAUAAUCAAUGGAUAUAAUUUAUCAUAAAUUAGACAAGGAGGUGAAUAGAAGCUCAAAACAAAUUAAGAAGUGACUUAUUGUUGACUUGUCGAUAAAAUACUUGCUUUGUCACCAUCACAAUGUUUCACAGCAAUAAUUUAACUGGUCUGGUCUAGGUUCAAGCAGAAUCUCUAGCUUGAAACUCUGCUGAUCUCUUGAGGUACAAACAUUCACUUGGAGUUAGACUAGAGAUAAUGACCAGAGAUACUAUUUUCUUGGUUUCUGUAGUUACACAUUGCCCCAUGGCAUUCACCAUGGGGUUACACAUUACCCCAUGGUGUUUUGUGCUCUUUUUGAUAUUCAGUGCCUUAAUGGCUGCACACAACUGCCAGAACUAUAUCCUUGUUUGAGACUCUUAAUGGCGCUUUUUUGAUGUCAACAUGGCAUUGACAUUGGGGGGACAAACUUACCAUUGUUAACGCCCAGAGCUUUUAUUAAAGUUAGUGAGAAUGGCAUUAACUUCCUACAGUAUUUUAGCACUGUAGCUACAUGCCUUGUUGGUGCAUGCCAUUAUCUACAUUGUAAAGUCGUUUGCUGCAGUGCAAUGAGAAUGACCUGAUAAGGGCAAACGCAAACCUGUCUAAUAAUCCUCUAGCUUUUCUUUUUUUUUGUUAGGGCUUUAGUGGUUCAAUUUGGCACACGUUCCUCACACUUACGUUAAUGUCCCUCUUUACAGAGGUCCUUCUUCACCCAAUGUCUUUAAAAUGAAUCAGGGGUCAUAUAUUGUGUUCUAAAUGUAGACCUAUCAUGAAUUUUUGUUUGUUGCCAUACCACUGUUAGUUGUCAUCUUAGAGGGCAAUAAUUGUUUUUCCUACAGUUUUCCUUCUCUGAAGCUUUCAAGCCUUUCAGUUAAAAUGGUCACAUACCCAUUAAAACCAGCUUUAACUUUCAAAAAAAUCUUCAAAGCAUGUCAGUUUUAAGUGUUUCUCCUACUCGCCAUUUUAUCAAGCAUGUAAAUCAAUGUUAAAGGAGAAUUUAACUUUUUUCAAUGUUAAGUUUUUCAUUACCUUGAAAGUAGUGUUCAAAAUCUGUUGUUAAUUUUUCUUUAGACAUCCAUUAAAAAACAAACUUAACCAGCACUGGUUAAAAUCUAUGACAGUAAUUGGGGUACGUAAGCAUGUUCUUUUUAAUUGCCUCUUCAAAUGUAGGUGAGGUAACAUCAAACCAAAUAUGGAGUUGAUUUCAGGUAAACAUGCUCACAUCCCCCUGUUACCACUUAGAUCUUUAGCUAGCAGCUAAAUCUGACAUUUGUAAUGGCUGUUUAAAGGACUUAACCAUCGAUUACAUGUUUUGGCUCAUUGACCAUCUAACAUCAAGUAACAAAGUUAAAUUGUCCUUUAAACACCAUUACAAUAAGGAAUCUAUGGUACAGUGAAUCUGACAGUAUGUUAACUAAGACUUAUGAGAGGUUCUGAUUACAAACGUUCUGGUAAUAUAAAAGGAAAAAAAACUUGUUAACUGUGAACAGUAUAAAUAAAGAAAAUUAAAUAUU